AACAUCCCUCUUCUCUUUCAUCAGGCUACGAUGAGUAUAACCAGUGACGAAGUCAACUUCUUGGUCUACAGAUAUCUCCAAGAAUCAGGUUUCUCUCACUCAGCAUUCACCUUUGGCAUCGAGAGCCACAUCAGCCAGAGUAACAUCAAUGGAACACUAGUGCCCCCUGCAGCCCUCAUCUCCAUCCUGCAGAAAGGGCUUCAGUAUGUGGAGGCAGAAAUCAGCAUCAAUGAGGACGGUACAGUCUUUGAUGGUCGGCCAAUCGAGUCGCUGUCUCUCAUCGACGCGGUGAUGCCGGACGUGGUGCAGACACGGCAGCAGGCCUUCAGAGACAAGUUAGCCCAGCAGCAGGCGGCCUGCGCCAUGUUGGCCUCGACCUCCGGACACCAGACCAACGCACCAAAAAAUGGAGAAGCCACCUUCAACGGGGAGGAGAACGGCACCCACAACAUGAAUAACCACAGUGAGCCGAUGGAGAUGGAUGGAGACGUGGAGAUACCAGCGAGUAACGCCACCGUGCUCCGAGGCCACGAGUCUGAAGUGUUCAUCUGUGCCUGGAACCCCGUCAGUGAUCUGCUGGCCUCAGGCUCGGGGGACUCCACCGCCAGGAUCUGGAACCUGAACGAGAAUAAUAACUCCAAUUCCACCCAGCUGGUUCUGCGCCACUGUAUCCGAGAAGGAGGUCAGGACGUCCCCAGCAACAAGGACGUCACUUCACUGGACUGGAACAGCGACGGGACUCUCCUAGCAACAGGCUCCUAUGACGGAUUUGCCAGGAUAUGGACAAAGGACGGAAAUCUGGCGAGCACCUUGGGGCAGCACAAAGGACCCAUAUUUGCACUCAAGUGGAACAAGAAGGGGAACUCAAUUCUCAGUGCUGGUGUAGAUAAGACGACAAUCAUUUGGGACGCUCAUACAGGAGAGGCCAAGCAGCAGUUUCCCUUCCACUCAGCUCCAGCCCUGGAUGUGGACUGGCAGAACAACACGACCUUCGCCUCCUGCAGCACAGACAUGUGUAUCCACGUGUGUCGGCUUGGCAGCGACCGGCCUCUGAAGACCUUCCAGGGACACACGAAUGAAGUUAACGCCAUUAAGUGGGAUCCAUCGGGCAUGCUGCUGGCCUCCUGCUCAGACGACAUGACCUUAAAGAUUUGGAGUAUGAAGCAGGAGUCUUGUGUCCAUGAUCUCCAGGCUCAUAGUAAAGAAAUCUACACCAUUAAAUGGAGCCCCACAGGCCCGGGCACAAACAACCCCAACUCCAACAUCAUGCUGGCCAGCGCCUCUUUCGACUCGACAGUUCGGCUUUGGGAUGUCGAGCGGGGGGUCUGCAUUCACACGCUCACUAAGCACCAGGAACCCGUGUACAGCGUGGCCUUCAGCCCGGACGGUAACCACCUGGCCAGCGGCUCCUUUGACAAGUGUGUCCACAUCUGGAACACCACGACUGGAGCCUUGGUGCACAGCUACAGGGGCACGGGGGGGAUUUUUGAGGUUUGCUGGAACAGCACUGGAGACAAAGUCGGUGCCAGCGCAUCAGACGGCUCGGUUUGUGUUCUUGAUCUCCGAAAAUAGCCGCCUUGAGACUUUGAUGAUGUAUCCUUGAAUGUGCAGCAAAUUGCCUUCUUCUGCCAUCAGCAAACAAACUGUCACUGCUCAAAGAGACAAAGAGAGCUGUGGAGUGAAACUGAAGAACUCACCGG
This is a messenger RNA of Labrus mixtus (cuckoo wrasse), 1700 nucleotides long. Its product is annotated as F-box-like/WD repeat-containing protein TBL1X. Gene Ontology annotation, molecular function: transcription corepressor activity; protein binding. Lineage: Eukaryota; Metazoa; Chordata; Actinopteri; Labriformes; Labridae. The record is from RefSeq and is a predicted model, not a curated record. Gene Ontology annotation, cellular component: histone deacetylase complex. The coding region runs from base 31 to 1572 and encodes 513 amino acids. Gene Ontology annotation, biological process: regulation of transcription by RNA polymerase II. The transcript is spliced from 14 exons.